AUGGCCGAGGCCUUCGCAGCGCUCGGCAUCGCGGCCAACAUCUUUCAAUUUCUCGAACUCGGCUUCAAAGCCACACAAACCAUCAUCGCGACGUACCGCGACAUUGAUAUUGAUGGAAUUGCUCAGCGCAACGGGGAAAUUGCGCUUACGUGCUCCGAUUUCGAGGAACAUUGCCUCCGGCUGAAGAAAGACAAGGCUGUAGUGAAGGAUGAUGACUUGGCCCCGCUGUUGACAAGGUGCAUCAAAACAGCGACGAAACUGAGUACCGAGGUUGACCGUUUGAGGUUCCCUCAAUCUCAGCGCCACCGAAUGUUGACCAAGGUUAAGAUUUCAAUCUUUUCUUAUUGGAAACGUAACAUGAUAGAAGGCCUCCAAGCCGAUUUGGUCGAUAUCAGGGCGCAGAUCUGUUUCAGGCUUCAAGGGCUAUUCUACGAACAUCAUCGUUCCCUUGCGAUAUCUGUGGACGCCUGGGGACAAGCGUCAAAGGCGUGGAAUAGGGUCACUGAACAGAAAUUGGAUGUUAUGGCCCAGCAGGUAAAGGACCUUUUGAAGUGGGAGUCGAAGACAGAAUCUGGCGGAGUAAAUGAAUUGGCUCAAGCCCUGACAGCAUCCGCUGAGGAAGCCAAAAGCCAUGGCAUCACUAGGGCUAUCCUCGAAAGUCUUCAUUUCACGCAAAUCAAGGAACGACAAAACGAGAUCCCCAAAGCACACAAGGACACUUUCGAUUGGAUCUUUCACGAAAAUGGCCCUGGCAACUUCGUGAAUUGGCUUAAAGGGUCUAACGGCAUCUUUUGGGUCACAGGCAAACCUGGCUCUGGAAAGUCGACAUUGAUGAAAUUCAUCUCAGGCCACGAGACGACGAAACGUCUCGCAAUGGCGUGGGCGAACCCUAAGCCACUCUUCAUCGCUAGCCACUUCUUUUGGUUUGGGGGAACUAAACUACAGAAAUCCCUAGAAGGCUUGCUGAGGACGUUAUUGUUCCAAAUUUUAUCCACUGCCCCGGAUGUCAUCAGCAAAGUAUUACCGGAUCGCGUAUUGGGACAAUUUCAAUACCUGGAGUCAUGGACCCUAGAAGAUCUUUAUGAAGCAUUUGAUCAUCUUCAAACCCUUAAGACAUUUCCCUACCGCAUCCUCAUCCUAGUCGAUGGGCUUGAUGAGUACAGUGGCCAGGUUACCGAUAUAACGACAUUCCUGCAUACUAUCACGAAGUCGCCCGAGAUUAAGGUCUGCUGUGCCAGUAGACCCUGGCAGGAGUUCCACAACGCGUUCAGCAAUGCAUACGGUCAAAUUGAAAUGCACAGUCUCACGUCCGAGGAUAUGCGGCUCUACGUUCAAAACACUUUAGAACAGAACGAACAAUUUAAGACGCUUCAGUCAUCACAUCAAGCGCAAGGAGAAAUGCUGAUCGAUUCUAUCUCAACGAAAGCUGAAGGAGUGUUCUUUUGGGUUUCUCUAGUUGUGAAAUCACUUCUAAGAGGCCUCGAUAACAACGAUGGGCUCGAACUUUUGCAAAGAAGGGUCUCUGAAUUUCCCCGUGGUCUUGAACCUUUCUUGAAGAGGAUGGUCGAAUCUAUUGAAGACGUGUACAAGCCUGAGGUGGUCAGAGUCUUCUCCAUGUUGCUGAUGGCCAAUGCGCCAUUGCCUUUAAUAUUGUUCAGGGCUCGAAAUUCCAAUUUAGUUCUGGAAAUGGAGACGAAGAGCUCGAGCACCGGAAGUUCCCGGUGUGAGACACUGCGAGAAACUGCCAACGCAAGAAACAACCAGCAGUCACUUCACCAUGGCGAGCUACAGACUGGUGAUCCAGGUAUCAUUGACGAGAUCAACCUCUCCAAUGACUUUGAUGGGGGCACGAGAAGUCUCCUUCGGUACAAAGAAAGACUGCUAUCACAUUGUCGUGAUCUGGUUCAGGCAUGGCAAGUCGCCAACUCUGACCUCCCCUACCAUCACACCAACAUUCGAUUGGGCUUUCUCCACCGAACGGUGGUUGAGUUUCUCCAACAGAGAGAGAAUUGGCCUGCGAUUGAUGACCGAAUCUAUCUUGAUCGAUACUUCUUAGCGAGAUCCUGCCUCUGCGUUCUUUCGGCCACCACGAUCCACAAAAAUGUCAAUACGGACUUCAUACGAUGGUUUUUAUACAUUCUUCAAGAGACGAGUUCUUGGACCGAUGACCUGGCUUACAAUGAUGGCUACAUGCUGUUUCGUCGAUGCGAAGAGCUCAUACAAGUCCUCAACACCGGCACAGAAUCCCUCCUGGGACGUAAGGAUGUCAAUGUGGAUGGACUUUUUCGAUUACUAGCAAUUUCUCAGGCACGCAUACUAAUUCAAAAAUAUCAAUACGAGCAGAGCGAUCAACACGCCAAUUACAUCCAAUACUACGAGGACCGAAAGAGCGAUUCUAUCCUACGACAUAUCCUUCGCGGCUCAGGGUAUAUUGAAGUUGGUGACCGUCCUCGGGAAGUCAUGUCGGACUUUGUCGACUUGGAGUUGCUGAACAACGUACUCAAGAUCGACGGAUUCAAGAAACACAUUGUUCAACCCCAAAAUAGCGGGAGGUGUCCCCGUUUGCUCAGCGUCUGGGAAACAUUUUUCACCAGACUCUCAAGUCCGGCCCACGAAUUGAGACCACGAAACGGAUACGAAGCAUGCGAGAUAAUGGCCAAGAAUGGGGCGGCAAGAGUGGCAUUCAUACCUGGCCAAAGAGAUGUCGACGUGAUGCAGCAUCUGAGGGAAACCAAUACCUUUCCCGAGGAUAAAAUUAGAGCACUUGAGUCAUUGUUCCCAUCAGAUACGUCCGCCGAUCAAAGACAGCCGAAGAAGAAAGGAAAAAGGCCUGCUCGCCGUAAGGGUAAAAAGAAAACAUAG
Molecule: messenger RNA, 2862 nt
Organism: Colletotrichum gloeosporioides
Lineage: Eukaryota; Fungi; Ascomycota; Sordariomycetes; Glomerellales; Glomerellaceae
Exons: 2
Coding region: 1-2862 (953 amino acids)
Source: RefSeq, a predicted model, not a curated record